Messenger RNA from Astyanax mexicanus (Mexican tetra), 3880 nucleotides. RefSeq lists its product as uncharacterized. The coding region runs from base 647 to 1603 and encodes 318 amino acids. The transcript is spliced from 5 exons. The record is from RefSeq and is a predicted model, not a curated record. NCBI's taxonomy places the organism in Eukaryota, Metazoa, Chordata, Actinopteri, Characiformes, Acestrorhamphidae.
UGUAUUAUCUUCGGUUAUUCAUCAUAUUAAUUCGCUUUUUAUGGAUCUACACUCCGUCCAUUCGAGUUAAACCUUUCUAAACCUUUUAAAGCUCGUGUGUUUGUGUAGACUGCAGUAGCUGAACUACUCUAGCGUGCUGUUCAUUUGUAUUUACAACCACUUAGUUUUGUUGUGGUAAAAACUGGCAUUCCCAAACCAGCCCCUCUCUGUCCUUCACCCCCUCACACACACUGAGGCUACUUUACUGCCCUCCAUUAUCUCUUCUUAAUUAGUAUUCUCCACUUACUCGUUCUGCAUUUUUGCUUGCCACCAGCUAUAAAUCGCAUAAUCUUCCUUUGAGAGGAGUGUUUUGUUGAAGUUAGCUAACUAGCUUGGUUUAGCUGUUGAGGAAAUUAUUUUUUUCUGGCUACGGGCUGAGGUGAACACUAGCUCUGGUUUUACUACAGCGUUUACUGCAGAAACAGGAGAGGUUAUCAGGCGUGGUGGUGAUUAUUUUGCAGCGAAAACAUAUCUAACUAGCAGGCUGGGGUUUUGGUCGAGGCUUUGCUUGAAACUUCACGGUGGGUUAAGGGAGAGUUCCCCCAGAGACUCUCCUCAGAGUCGGGCUCAGGCUGACCGCCACCCCGCUGCUGCUGCUGCUGCUGUUAUGGAGGGAAGAGGGACGAGCUUCUGCGCUCUAACACUCGCCGCACUUCUGCUUCAAGAGGUGGCAGGGUUGAGCUUGAGAAACGAGCAGUCGGGAAAGUGUGUGCAGAUACAGGACAGCCAAGAUCACGGAACCAUCAGCCUGGAGGAGUGCAAACCAGGCUCAGCUCUGCAGGAGUGGCGCUGGAGCUCAGAGAGACAAACCCUCAGAAACCCAAAGACAGGCAAAUGCUUGACUGCCGUGCAGAUCCAGGAGCAAGAGCUCAUCAGGCUGCGGGCCUGCAGACCCGAGGAGGAGGAAGGCCAGGCCUGGAGCUGUUCAAAGAAGGGCCACCUGACCCUCCAUGGUAAAGGCUUCCACCUGAGUGCACAUCUGGACUCUUCCAGUGUGUUUCUGUCAGCGGAGCGAGGGAGAAGCAGCAAGUGGAGGACGCUAAAUAAGCAGAUUGUUUGUGAGGAAGAGGAGGCAGAAGCAGAGGGCACACCUGAACCUGAGAAACCAGUCCCCCGAAUCAUUGCCAAAAUUCGCUUUUGGCAGCCUCCAGUAAAUCACGACCCUCCUCCAUUCAAGCCCACCCAGCCAGCUCAAAUCUCUUCUGCACCCCCAGAGACAAAUAGCAGCAUGGACGCCUCCCUGAAUCAGUUCAGCUUGGAGUAUGGGUUAGGAUGGAAGGUAACCAUGCUGGUUCUAAGCUCACUUGCUCUCCUUCUUGGAACGGUCAUCCUCAUCCUCAACGUCUACCAAAACAGGAGGAGGAAAACUGUGGUGGUUCUAAAGUCAUACUCCUCAAAGGAAACCAUCAGCCAGCCCGGAUCACCGGUUCCAAGUGAGAGAGCACCUCUGACCAAACACCCCAUGAGACCACCCAGAUCCCCGUCCAUUCAGCGCGGUGAGAUCCUCGUUGAGUGGAAGGAUGGCACAGUCACUCCGCUGUUCGAUACUUACCUGACCUCCUAAAACAUAACAUAACUAACAAAACAUUAACUGCUGUGUAACGGUGUAAACGGUGUGUAACGGUAUGUUGUAGGCCUGGUUCUGCUGUUUCUCUGAAACCUGAUACAGUCUUUCUACUUUCUUUUUGUUUCUCCUGUGUCAGUUUUCUGUUCGGUAUGCAGAGCAUUUUUAUUUGUGCUUUACUUUUUCUACUUUGCACGGGUGGAUGCUCAAUAGAGAGUGGCUUUGCAAAUGAUGGCUCCACAUGCAGGGGCCACGAAAUGCUGUAAACAACCACACAAAGCGCCUGCUUUAAAACGGCUGUGCUCCACACCCUUAAGUAGCACCACAUGAACAGCAGUGGUGCCAGUCGAAACCAUGGGCUGCUUUCAACACGCUCAAAUCGAUGUCAGUCAAUGUGUGGGUGGGUCCGCAAAUGUGUGUAUUUCACUCCCAAAGGAGUGGACUGAGCUACAGAACACAGAAGUACACUGUUUACAUUUCAGUAAAACCGCAAAAAGCUUAGAGACAUAAUGCCUAAGUAACAAAUGAGAGCACUUACAGAGGACAUGCUGUUAUUUGUGGUUUAGAAACAAAUGGAGUCAGGAUAUAAUAGCACACAUUUUCAACAACAUCAAAAAAAAAAAAAGGAAACUGUUCAAGUUAUUUGUGACCUAAAUAAAUACUAUAAGCCCACCUCUUAUCUAUUUCAGUGUUUUUAAAAGUCUGUUUUGUUAGCAUGUUUGUGCAGACAUGUUUGAGCAAGAAUCGUAAUGUACUAAACCAUCCAGGUAAACCAGUCAGAGUUUAAUGUAUAGAGACAUUUGUACCUGUGCUAGUCGCAACCUGCAAUAAUAUUACAUUACAUAAUCACAAACAAGGUGGUGCCGUGUUUGAGGGUGGGGUAGCUGCUCUGUCUAGGAGUGAGCAAGCACAUGUAUUCACAUGAACGCAUCUCAUCCACUAGACCAAGAAAACCGUGAUGAGACAAACACUGUAAAUUUUGUUGUGUCUCAAUUACCUAUUAUAAACAACUACCAAGUUACUGUAAUAUCUCAAAUGAGAAAACAGUUGGAACAGAAUAGAAAAUAUAAUGAAAAAAAAAAUGUUUAAUAUCUCUUACAUUAACUGACAGGAUGAAAUUUUCAAGAUAUUUCAUGUUUUGUCUGGGUAACUUCUUUCAUACCUCCAUUCUAUGGGGAAUGCACCAAUAUGGGAAUUCUUACAACAUGCAGACCAAUCAGAGUGCUUCAUUUUCACCUAACCACCAUGCUCUACCCUGCCCUGCCUCACCUAGCUCUUUGAUUCCGUGUGUCUGGUUAGCAAGUAUAAUAAUUCAGCAAGCAAAUUAUCAAGCCAUCUGCUACUUUCAUCCACGCUUCAUUUUCCUCCAAAUUGUCAACGCUGCGUCGCUGUGCUAAAGUCUCUCAGGGGCUCACUCUUACUCGCUCACUCUCUUACUUGUUGGGUGUUAUUUGUACUCAUAAAAUUGUUUUAAGGUUGGCAGAUCUGCACAUGCACAUACCCGCUGAUUCAAAUGCAAAUAUACACAUACAAAACAUUAGACAUUCAAUAUAAUGUUAAAAAAAUAAAUAAAAAAUAACUUAAAUCUACGGAUUUUAAACUAGCACAUACAGCGUUGGCCAAUUAUAAUAGUGUGGUCAGCGUCACUCAAACACAAUAAACACACAAUAAAUACAUAAGUAAUAAGUAUCGGAUUAAAAUAUAGGCCAUAUCAGCCAAAGUCAAUGAUUCUAAAAUAAAUAAAUAAUAAUUUCAGUAUUAUUGUGCAUCACUUAAUACCCGUAUUUCAAACCUGCAUCACAUUUCAGAAAAUGUUAAAAUAUUUCCCUUUUUAAUACUGCCAUUCCUUCUUACAAUACUUAAGAGACAUGUGGCACAAAGGAUGCCAAGCGCUGAAGUGAUGUAGGUCUUUUUUUGUGUAAUUCAUAUGCAAACUUUAGAUGUGCACAAGUAUGCGUCAUUGUUGUCACAUAAAAAUUCUCAGGUACCCUCUUCUUCUGCAGCCAUGCCUUUGUAAAGUGUGCAGCAUGUGGUCAUGCGUUGUUUCGCAAAAAAAAAUUUGCAAAAGUUUUUUUGUCUUGUUUAAAUCAUUUUCUCAUUAAUUUGUUACAAACUGGAGAUACUUUGAUUAUCUUUCCUACUCAGAAAUGCGUACUGUGGAGUCUGUUUUGGCACUAAAUCCUUUAGAAUGGAUUUAUAUUUAAAAAAUUUAAUUAAGCUGACUAGACAAAAUGUGAAAUAUCUUACUGCAUGCAUUGAAAUGAAAGUCAAAGUAAA